This is a messenger RNA of Mesorhabditis belari, 585 nucleotides long. Lineage: Eukaryota; Metazoa; Nematoda; Chromadorea; Rhabditida; Rhabditidae. The record is from the annotation of a GenBank genome assembly.
AUGAAAUUCUACGUUUUUUUGCCAUUUCUUUUCUUUCAUUUGAGUGAUGCGUGUCCGCCAGGAACUGGCCAAUCCCCGAUGAUCGCCGUCACUGUCACGCAACUUCCGUUGGAUUGGGCGACUGCAGGAGGCACUACAGGCGGCAGUAACCUCAUCACGAUUCAAAACGAUUUGCGAAUGGCGGUGCAAAACGCGGCUCGUCGUGCUUUCCCCUUCGGCACACAAAAUAGUUACAGUCGGAGUGUCGGCACUCCGUCACUCAACAAUCCACAGACAUUUGUUUGUGUACAAAGCCCUUCAACAGGAACUACAGUAGGCACGUGUACCUUUAUGACGGGCAAUACACAAAUAAUCACACAAACUUGUGUGGCUGCUACACAGACGGGUGGUACCAUUGGUCCUUGCGCGAACUCGUGGAAAAUUCAAUUCAUGUUGAGCAAUAUCUCUCCGCCAACCCUGCAAGUACAGAUCAAUCAAUUUGAGCAGUUGAUGGCACAAGAGAUACAGACUCUCAAAGGUAUCUCAUCGGUGAUCGUCGAUGCUGGAGAUAUCACCGAUUGGACGGGCGGACUCUUCCCAUAUGGA